Messenger RNA from Aspergillus nidulans FGSC A4, 712 nucleotides. Its product is annotated as protein cbp4. The transcript has 3 exons. The coding region runs from base 134 to 484 and encodes 116 amino acids. Gene Ontology annotation, cellular component: mitochondrial inner membrane. NCBI's taxonomy places the organism in Eukaryota, Fungi, Ascomycota, Eurotiomycetes, Eurotiales, Aspergillaceae. The record is from RefSeq and is a predicted model, not a curated record.
GGAUAAUACGACAAUCCACAGUAACCUCGUCCUCAGUUGCCGGGAUCGAAGCGAAGGCGGAACUCGUACAUCCGUAUCCUGACAUCAUUGUCUCACUAGACCUUGUCCACAAGCGUGCGGAACGAUCGGCAACAUGUCACGAGCGGGAACAUGGCUCAAAAUGCUGGGAGUUGGCAUCGUCAUAUGCGUUGGCGGCCCUGCACUCGUCGAGAAACUUCGCCCCACAGAUGCCGAACUCAUCCAGCGAUAUAAUCCGGAGCUCCGAGAGCGCAGUAUGCGGGAAGGUGACCGGCGCGCACAAGAAUUCGACGACUAUGUCACAAAAUUGAAGGAAUGGUCCAAGUCUGAUAAGUCGAUUUGGUUCGCGGCAAAAGAGAUGGAGGAGAAGAGGCUUGCCGAGCAGCAGGCUAUUCAGAACCAAACCAAGGAGCAAGCUAGGAUACAGAGAGAGGAGAUGAGGAAGGAGUUGAUGGGCGAAAAAUAGGAGUUCUCGAAAGGUGUCGUCCGUCCGGUCUAAAGAAGGUUGGACUGGAAAGGCGUGGACUUAAAGAAGCGAUGUAUCUUGCAUAAAAUCAGCAGUUGAAAUGACGGAAUUUGUACGGCGCUGGCGCGGUUCAACUGGUAAGUGGGAAAUUAUCUUAUAUGUAUUCAUAGCUUGAGAUAAUGUAAAGAGUCCCAGCUCAUUUGUCAACAUGUGCUGUGUUCUACGUGG